UAAUAAGUCAAGCAGAAACAACUUCCUGGUUAGCAAACAUGGCGGGUAUGUGGACACUGACUGCCAGCGUGAUGUUGUCAGCCUGUUGGAUAAAGCUUGUAACAGGUACAUGCCCCCUAGGACAGUUUGGUGAUUCCUGCACCUACCCCUGUCACUGUGGAGAUUCCUGUGACCAGACAACAGGAGCUUGUGGAGGAGACUGUGAUGCUGGUUGGGUUGGAGGAGAAAGAACUAACUGCCAGAAAGAAAACGUUGCCUACAGAAGACAUGCCUACUCCCCAACUCCCCUUUACAACACUGCGUGGUCUGCAGACAAAGUGGUAGAUGGGAACCGGGCUCAGAGUGUGUGGAGUGGAUCCUGUUUCAACUCUGCUGACAACGUAUGGAGCUUGUGGACAGUGGACCUUGGACAGCAGUACAGACUACAUGACGUCAGGAUUUACCAUCCACUUCAGAAUCCAGAUAGAAUCCUUCCCAUUGUACUCUACCUGAGUAACACCAGCACCUCACUCGGCGUCCCAUGCUACACCUUCCCCUCCGACACCGAUGUCACAGGCAACAGCAUCUACAACGUUACAUGCGAUGACAGAGGGCGAUACUUCACCAUCACUAACACCACAUUCCUCAGUCUUUGUGAAGUCGAAAUAUAUGUUUGCAGUCCACGUCUGUAUGGCCAAAACUGUAAUCAAUCCUGUCACUGUGCUGAAGAGGUCUGUCACCCUGUCAGUGGGGUGUGUCCUGGAGACUGUAGACCAGGAUGGCAGGGAGACAGGUGUGAUACAGAAUGUGAAGCUGAUCACUAUGGAGUCAACUGUGUGAACAUAUGUAGUGACAGGAAGUGUUCUUAUGUCAACUCGUUAUGUGAUCGAUACACUGGGUCAUGUGACACGGCAUGUCUCGCUGGUUGGAGAGGAGUGGACUGUACAGAAGAAUGUAACAACGGUACCUUUGGGCAGAACUGCAGUAAGACUUGCUCAAAAAGGAAAUGUGAAGGCGAUUCGCCGUGUGACCAUGUUAUCGGAAAAUGCAUUUCUGCAUGCGUAUCUGGAUGGAUGGGUGAAGAUUGCAAUGAGGCCUGUGACAGCCAGCACUACGGGCCUAACUGUAUCAAGACGUGCGCCUCCCGACACUGUGUGGGCAAUUCUUCCUGUAACUCAGCAGGGCACUGUGACUGUGGGUGUGAGACAGGGUGGACAGGAGCGGACUGUACAGAAGGAGCAAGGUCUGUACAAGCCGCCGGAUCUAACCCUAGCCAGUUGGCUGUCGCAGUGGUUCUUGCAUUCGUGGCUGGUGUUGCAGUAGGUGUCAUCGUCAGUGCUAUUGUCUGGAGGAGAAGGAAUAGACGCCUACACAAGACAUCGCGCACAACCAAUGUACCCAACGCUCAAACUGAAAGAUCACAGACCAGUGAUGACGUUGGCUCAGGAAUUAGAACAUACGACGGCCUCGGUGCAGUCUCAUAUGACGCCAAAAUGCAAGGAGGGACUUAUUCCACCAUUAAGUCUGAAAAAACAGAUUUAGGAACUGGUGCCAAUGUUCUGACAUGUGACGUGUCCGACACUAUCGGAACAGGGACGUAUGAAACCCUUGACGACACGUCACGUGGAACGGAUGGUGAAUACAGUGAGAUAGGGAAACCUAAGUGACUUUCUAGUGACAAACUGACUGUUUAAAUAAAAUGAUAUAUGGGUACUCUAAGAUAUAUUUCUGUUUUUGUGGGUUUAAAAUUCAGUUUUUGCUGAAUAUGUAAAACCUAUUUCAAGUUAUAUGCUUAGACAAAAGUAAUACCAGUGUUACAUAUUUUUUCAGGCAUGUCAAAUACCUCAUGCUAUGCUGAUAGGAAAAAGUCAAAAGUUAUUAUAUCAUAAAUUACCUCCUAUUGUGACAAGGGAAGCUUUGUUGAUAAGUAAUAAAGUUCAUAUUGAAUUAUCGCCGUUUGUUACCAGGGGCGCAUUAAAAUUGUCUAGCAAUUAUUAUCUCCCUUUGGCGCUACAGAUUUACAAACAUAUUUGUGCAUUCUUUUUGUUUAUUUGUAUUUAGGUUGUUGUAUUUUCUUAUCAACUUAUUUUGUAUAUGAUACUCGGCUAUGUUGUGCAUACUACGCAAACCACUUUUCACAUUUUGUAAACCUAGGUAAACCCAGAGUAGUAGCAUGAGUAAUGGGUCAUUCUAUACGUAGCCUCCAGCCCUGCUUGUAAUCUCUAUGCUGUAGGAGCUUUUGGUGUCAUUAAUAUUUCAUGACUAUGAUAGUUAUAUGUUUGUUAUUGUGUUUUCACACACCGUUUCAACAUCAUUAGACCGGUUCACCGGCCAAGCCGUAGUCACAACAUAAGAGUAUCUAAUUUUAUUAACCUACCUGUCAUGUUAUUCAUUUAUUGAAUCUAUCAUAAUUUAACAAUGUCUGAAAUAUAUAUUCUAUUUCAAAUUAUUAUUUUUUAUCGAUAAAUAUAAUACUCUAUUUCCCCCACACGUUUCUGAAAAAAUAUUCUCGGACACACACUUCGACAACGGGUCCACAUCGAACAUGUCAAAGAGUAAAAUAAGGACGUUUGCAGCAAAUAUUUUAAUAUAUUAUACAAAGUAACAAACACACGAGGACGGUACUAUCGCUAUAAUUUGACUGACAACGAACAUUGUAGCACAUUUCGCCAAGAAAUAAUUAUCCAAUAAAAUCGGAUGUUACAGCUACGUAAAGCCUUGGGUUACUAUCGUGUAGAUGAAAAAUAAGCUUUCUAAUGAUGUGUCACAUGGCAGUCUUCGACGCACGUGUUAUUCAUACGAAGUUACGGAAACGGAGGUAUUUCUUCAUGUUAUUGUUAUCUGGACGUUAUGAAUGUGUUAGUUUACAUUUUUUGUUGCAACAUUGUUUGAAUAAUGUGAUAAACAUAACUUCCUAUUUAUAAACAGUAGUAGGAUUCAGACCUUUCAAAUGGUGUAUGACAUGUAGUAGCAAAGAUGUUUUACAAGGAGAUAUUUUCCUUGAUAAAUGUUGGUUUCAUCUGUCACACAAGAAUCUCUGGGAGCUCGGUGUCAAAGCAGUAAAAGUUUCUGGUUUACUGGUGUUGAAAGAGUUAAUGUCACACCGGUGAUUUUUGUACUUGAGUUAUUUCUAUAAACUAUGUGUUUUGAAAACAUGUGACGACCAGUUAGUCUAGAAAUAUUUUAAAACCAUUACCAUACUUAUUGUAAAAUAUAUCACUCAUAGAUUGUAUAACUGAACAUAGAUAACUCUAACCUUUUUUUUUAUUUAUUGCUUUUUGUGUAGUUAAACAUCUUGUAAUUAUAUACGAUCACUUGCACUACC
This is a messenger RNA of Haliotis rufescens (red abalone), 3304 nucleotides long. RefSeq names its product multiple epidermal growth factor-like domains protein 10. The transcript is spliced from 10 exons. Lineage: Eukaryota; Metazoa; Mollusca; Gastropoda; Lepetellida; Haliotidae. The record is from RefSeq and is a predicted model, not a curated record. The coding region runs from base 39 to 1646 and encodes 535 amino acids.